UUUCAGAAAAUGAAGCCGAGGCACGUUGAUAUUGGUUGAAGACCUACACUUCUGCAUCUAAUUGAACAAAAGGAAUUCCUGUGAUGGGAGCAGUCAAGUUGAGCUGAGAACUUUCUUGACUCCAUCUCCAUAAAAUACAGAAGCCCUUCAAACGGAGAUGCUUUCAUGAAGUGUACCACCACCACCCCUAGAAAACGGAAUCCCUGUGAUUCGAGCAGUCAAGUUGACCUGAGAACUUCCCUUACUCCAUCUCCAUAAAAUACAGAAGCCCUUCAAAAGGAGAUGCUUGCAUUAAGUGUACCACCACAUCCCUAGAAAAAGGAAUGCAGACUGGUGAUGGACUAGAGAAUUGCAGAUGACCUGAAAGGAAGCCGCAAAAUAGUAGCAGUUGAACAUUAUGGUGACAAAUUUUGCAGGACAUAACUAUGGUUUUCAAGAUGUACUGACAACAGUUGGUGGAAUUUAUAUCAAUAAGGAACGCUUGCAUGGGUUUUACCAGCUUGGUGCAAAAUCUGUUGAGAAGUGGUGUACUUGGAUAGUGGUGCCUACAAAGAUUUUGUACAGAAGUCUUGAUUUAUAUUUACAAAAAAGAAAAAUACAUCAAGAUUUGCUAGUGGUCCUUAAAAUAUCCAGUCAUCAGGACUGGAUGAACAGCUCGUCGUUACCAGCUUUUCCUGUCAAGUUUACUCGAGGGCAGGAUUCUAGAAGGUCUGUAUGGUCCAGCAGAGAUGAAGACUUGCUAUAUUUCAGCUGGACAACCGAUGCUAAGUGGAGGAAAAAGGUUUAUAUUCUUCUACAUUUAUGGGGAAAAAAAGGUGGAAAAGAAAAAAUGCGGUUUUUUUCGCAGCUGUAGAACCUCUAGUAAUGAACUACAUUUGAACUGGAAUAAUUUAGUUGCACAAAGUGUAAGUUAUUUCAAUAUUUGUAAAUGUGAUAACAUGAAAGAUUAUCAGCAUAUCAAAUUAAGCAGACCAAUGAUGGAUACAUAAUUUAAUGAUGGGACGAACCUGUUUAGAUUUCAAACUAGGUGUUCUGGAACUAUGUUGUAUAUCGAGAAAUGGAGGCUCUACUGUAUGCUCCGAUAUCCUUCGAAGAAUACAGUAGACCAUGCACAUAUCUUGAUAAUCGAUUGGUGACCACUUCACCAGUUUUGGGGUUACAUUACAUGUUCUCCCGCGUGAUCCUGUACCGUGCGGCUGAGGGGUUAGAUUUUACAAAAUGCAAAAAUAAAACUGUAUUUAACUGUGUUAAUCUUUUUUUUUUUUGUACUUUUCAGUUCCUGUCUUGGUAUAAGCGGAUGGCCGUUUGCUGGAGACUUUUUUUUUUUUUUAAACCAAUAAAGAAAAAUAAAACCUA
Messenger RNA from Penaeus chinensis, 1356 nucleotides. Its product is annotated as tRNA N(3)-methylcytidine methyltransferase METTL6-like. The record is from RefSeq and is a predicted model, not a curated record. Lineage: Eukaryota; Metazoa; Arthropoda; Malacostraca; Decapoda; Penaeidae. The transcript has 16 exons. Bases 398 to 853 code for a protein of 151 amino acids.